Trachymyrmex cornetzi is the source of this 1509-nucleotide messenger RNA. RefSeq lists its product as uncharacterized. The record is from RefSeq and is a predicted model, not a curated record. NCBI's taxonomy places the organism in Eukaryota, Metazoa, Arthropoda, Insecta, Hymenoptera, Formicidae. Gene Ontology annotation, biological process: DNA replication, removal of RNA primer. Gene Ontology annotation, molecular function: RNA-DNA hybrid ribonuclease activity; nucleic acid binding. The transcript has a single exon. Bases 1 to 1509 code for a protein of 502 amino acids.
AUGUCCUUCAUUAUCAAUAAAGGUAAGAAAAUACUCCAAAUUAUCUCUGCUCUUAGGGGCACCUGGUGGGGAGCUCACCCUCAUAUGCUUAUCUCCAUCUACAGAUCUAUGCUGCGCGCUUCCAUCGAAUACUCUGCCCACAUCUUCGGGCUUAUAAAUAACGAUAAAUCACGCGCCCUCCAAGUGCUCCAAAAUCAAGCCCUCCGCCUAUGCUUCGGCUACCGCAUUUCUACUCCCCUCAACGUGAUAUACGCGGAGACUGUUGAACUUUCUCUCCCUUUCCGAUUCCGUCUUCUCACCUCCCGUUACUUUAUGAAAAUCAGUUCGGUGCGUGAUCAUCCAGCAGUUCUUAAGCUCCAUGAACUAUGUGACUUGGCUAUGCGCAAGAAUAGAAUGGACUAUUUACGUGCCCAUUUUCCAGCCGCACUUACUUUUCGUCACAUCUGGACUUUCCAUCAGGACAUAGACUGCUCCUUCACCCUUCCUAACUUCCGGCACUCUUUCCACUCCACUAUUACUUCUUCUUCUUAUACUUCUCUAUCAGUACCCUCUCUCGAAUCCUUGAAACUUUUUCCUAAUUUAUGCGCACAAGCUUUAUUCGACCACGAAUUCUCUCAUCUCACAGCUGAAUCCACCGUAUUCUACACCGACGGCUCCAAAGUCGAUCAUGGGACGUACGUCGGGGCGGCUGUUUUCUCCCCGCAGUUGCGCGCCGAACUUAUGUACAGACUCUCUUCGUACACCUCCGUCUUCUCGGCGGAAGCUUACGCUAUAUACAACGCAGUUACACUAUCUAUAGAUUUGCACCUGCGCAAAGUUUCUAUCGUCACCGACUCCAAAAGCGUACUUGAUUCUAUUAGCGGAUCCAUCAACCGUACUAAUAACUAUCUCAUCCCUCUUAUUAAGGCCGGAUUGGAGGAGGCUGAGGCCAAUGGCACGCGAAUACAAUUCAUAUGGGUCCCCUCUCAUAAAGGUAUCACUGGUAACGAAAAAGCCGACCAACUAGCUAAAAGAGCUAUCAGACAGGGCAUUGAACCGAAUUUCAAGGUGCCAUACUCGGACAUGUCCGCAGUCAUCAAACAACGGAUUUCUGAUAACUUCUAUCGUCACCUUGAAUCUAUGGCAGAAACUAAGGGUGCUUACUUCUUCACUCAUAUAUUUCGUAAAUCUUCUAAACCUUGGUACUUCCAUAAGAAGAUUUCCAGAGAGAUCAUUGUCAUUCUUAAUCGCCUGAGAUCCGACCACUACAAUCUUAACUUCAGCUUAUACCGCAAAAAUCUAUUUGAAGAACCCUCUUGUCCCUGCGGAUCGCCGCGACAAGACAUUAUUCACCUGAUUUAUGAUUGCCCUUACACCUACGUCCAAGCGCGAUAUUUAAGACGCAUGGUUGACCGUACCUCGAACGCCGGUGACAAUGCUAAUAAAUUCUCGCAGGCCAUCUCUGACCCGUCAGAAUGCGUCUGCCGCCUCAUUCUCAAUCUUUGCAAAGCUUGUAACAGGCAUUUCUGA